Messenger RNA from Sphaerulina musiva SO2202, 819 nucleotides. RefSeq lists its product as uncharacterized. The coding region runs from base 33 to 695 and encodes 220 amino acids. NCBI's taxonomy places the organism in Eukaryota, Fungi, Ascomycota, Dothideomycetes, Mycosphaerellales, Mycosphaerellaceae. The record is from RefSeq and is a predicted model, not a curated record. The transcript has 2 exons.
GCCGCAUCUUCCGCAACAAGCCUCUCUUCACCAUGGUUCGCUCACUACUCUUCGGCCUUGUUGCCGCCACACUUACAUCGGCUCACUUCACGCUGAACUGGCCGGCCACCGCUGGUUUCGACGAUGACAACCAGCCAAUGGCGCCCUGCGGAGGUGUUGGCGUCACGGUCACGGAUGACAGCCAGGAGAUCACGGUCGAUCGCUUUCCAGUGGCCAUCUUCUCAUCCCAUCCUGCAGCAUCAUGGGCUUUCUUUGCAACCACCAACACCCAGGAGCCAUACAACUGGACUGAGAUCGUCCCCGUCAUCAACUCUACAGGCAUUGGAUCAUUCUGCUUGACCUACCUCCGCGCUCCUGCAGAGUUUGCGGGACAGAACGGUAUCAUCCAGGUCAUCGACUACUCCGCGGAUGGCACUCUAUACCAGUGUGCUCCUGUCAACUUCGUCUCCGGCAGCAACAACACUGUCAACAGCGAGUUUUGCACGAAUCAGACCUCUGGCUUCGAGGCCACAUGGACCGACAUGACCAGCGCCAGUGUCGCGCCAUCCGACAACGCUUCUUCCACCUCUACCGAAGAACAUCCCGCCGGACACUCGGACAUGCCAUCGUCGACGUCGAGUGCUGGGGCUGCUGCGGCCACGGCCAUGGGUAGCGUGCUUGGUCUUGGGCUGCUCGCGGCAGGUUUGGCCCUGUAGUUCUACUGUUAGCACAAGUGACGGGCGAGAGGACGAGCUUGAGUUGUGGGAGAUGGAACAUCCAAAAGCACGAGCAGUUGUCAUACCUUCCAUAGCGCCAUGUCAUUGUAUCAGUUCAUCCGAG